Aureobasidium musti is the source of this 1494-nucleotide messenger RNA. Lineage: Eukaryota; Fungi; Ascomycota; Dothideomycetes; Dothideales; Saccotheciaceae. The record is from the annotation of a GenBank genome assembly.
AUGCCGGAACUCAAGCACAAGGAACUGGACGCUACGUUCGUUGGUGUAGAUAUUAAGUCUUGUUCACAAUACCGAGGGAUCAAAUACGGAACCAUAAACAAGAGAUUCGAACAACCAACAUUGAAGGCCAGAUGGAAUGGAGAAAGAGUUGAUUGUCAGCAAUGGGGACCAAGGUGUCCGCAAAACAAGUAUGACAUUGGUCACCUUCUUCGAGCUCCGGAAGGCGAAAUGUUCUACGACGAGACCGAGGACGAAUUUCAAUGCUUGAAUCUGGAUAUCACCGUACCUGUCGAUACGCCAAGUGAUGCACGACUGCCUGUUAUGAUCUGGAUCCAUGGUGGCUCUCAAAUCGUCAGUUUCGGAAAUGGCGCGAGCAAAGCUGGAGAUACGACCAGGAUUGUAGCAGAGUCAGCCCAACACUCGAAGCCCAUGAUUGUGGUAUCUGUUCAAUACCGAUUGAACAUGUUCCAUGUUGGAGACGGCAACGGCAACAAGAACCUCGGUUUCAAAGAUCAGCAACUAGCUAUCCAGUGGGUCCAUCAAUAUAUUGCUGGAUUUGGUGGCAAUCCUGAUGAGAUGACGCUUGUUGGAGAGAGUGCCGGAGCUGUUUUUGUACAUGGGUUGAUUGUAGGUGGAGCUCCUGUCAAGCGUGGUGUUCUCAUGUCUGGCUCUAUACACAUGUCACCACCACAGCCAGAAGUCCGAGCAAAGACUAUGCUUAUAGACCCAGUGCUCGCAAAACUAAAAGCAAAAGGAUACAAUUCUCUCGAGGAAGCUCCAGUACAAGCAUUGUUAGAAGCACAAGCUGAGAUACCGAUACCGUCAGUGUUUCUCCAGGAUGAUAAAUGCUUCGAAAACUGGCAAGAAAACACAGGCAAUAUUGAAGAGUUGGUGAUCGGAGAUUGCGAGUUUGAGUCGGUCCUCUGGCGUAAUGGUGUCGAAGCAAUGUCAGCAGAACAGAUUGUGGACUGUUUUGACAAAGCUGGAACUUCCAGCAACCAGUUGAAGGAGCUUUAUCACAUCAACAAGUCGCGAGCACCGCAAUGCAGACAUGGUGCAAUGGACUUCAUGAAUGACAUACGUUUUGCAUUACCAGUACCACUGGUUAUGGACAGGUAUACAAGAGGAGGCAAGAGGACAUACAGGUACCUGUUCGACCAAGCAAAUCCGUGGCAGGCUUCGUCUCGAGCACACCAUGCAGUUGACUUGAUCUACCUCUUCGGCGGAUUCGACAUGACAAUGAACCCAUCAGCAGAAGAGCUUGGCAUAGAAAUGAGGAGACGGUUCAUUUGGUUCAUCAAUGGAGAAGCACCGUGGACGAUACACAAAACCAUGGCGUUUGGACCGUUGGGAGACACUAGAGAGGUUGAUGAUAGAGGGGUUGCAGCUCGCAGGCGCACACGACAGAUGGAGGAGGUCAAGAAACUCGAUGCUAGUGACGUGGCUGCGGUAUUUGGCAGCCUUGCAGCUGGAAGAAUCAGCCUGCACAACUAG